AUGGCAGAUGCUAUUGUGACAGAUGACAACACAAUUGGGAUAAAAUGCUUGGCUGAACAAUUACUGAAGCGUUGUUUACAAAAUACUUGUAGCUCGCCAAAAAAACCAAAAGAGCUCGCCAAAAAACCAAAAGAGCUCGCCAAAAAACCAAAAGAGCUCGCCAAAAAACCAAAAGAGCUCGCCAAAAAACCAAAAGAGCUCGCCAAAAAACCAAAAGAGCUCGCCAAAAAACCAAAAGAGCUCGCCAAAAAACCAAAAGAGCUCGCCAAAAAACCAAAAGAGCUCGCCAAAAAACCAAAAGAGCUCGCCAAAAAACCAAAAGAGCUCGCCAAAAAACCAAAAGAGCUCGCCAAAAAACCAAAAGAGCUCGCCAAAAAACCAAAAGAGCUCGCCAAAAAACCAAAAGAGCUCGCCAAAAAACCAAAAGAGCCCGCCAAAAAACCAAAAGAGCCCGCCAAAAAACCAAAAGAGCCCGCCAAAAAACCAAAAGAGCCCGCCAAAAAACCAAAAGAGCCCGCCAAAAAACCAAAAGAGCCCGCCAAAAAACCAAAAGAGCCCGCCAAAAAACCAAAAGAGCCCGCCAAAAAACCAAAAGAGCCCGCCAAAAGAGCUCGCCAAAAGAGCCCGCCAAAAGAGCCCGCCAAAAGAGCUCGCCAAAAGAGCCCGCCAAAAGAGCCCGCCAAAAGAAGCUCGCCAAAAGAGCUCGCCAAAAGAGCUCGCCAAAAGAGCUCGCCAAAAGAGCUCGCCAAAAAACCAAAAGAGCUCGCCAAAAAACCAAAAGAGCUCGCCAAAAAACCCAAAGAGCUCGCCAAAAAACCAAAAGAGCUCGCCAAAAAACCAAAAGAGCUCGCCAAAAAACCAAAAGAGCUCGCCAAAAAACCAAAAGAGCUCGCCAAAAAACCAAAAGAGCUCGCCAAAAAACCAAAAGAGCUCGCCAAAAAACCAAAAGAGCUCGCCAAAAAACCAAAAGAGCUCGCCAAAAAACCAAAAGAGCUCGCCAAAAAACCAAAAGAGCUCGCCAAAAAACCAAAAGAGCUCGCCAAAAAACCAAAAGAGCUCGCCAAAAAACCAAAAGAGCUCGCCAAAAAACCAAAAGAGCUCGCCAAAAAACCAAAAGAGCUCGCCAAAAAACCAAAAGAGCUCGCCAAAAAACCAAAAGAGCUCGCCAAAAAACCAAAAGAGCUCGCCAAAAAACCAAAAGAGCUCGCCAAAAAACCAAAAGAGCUCGCCAAAAAACCAAAAGAGCUCGCCAAAAAACCAAAAGAGCUCGCCAAAAAACCAAAAGAGCUCACCAAAAGAGCAGAACAACAGACCUUGCCCCAUACAUGGGAUGAAAAGGCGUGCAUCCCCAGGAAGGAGAAGUAA
Messenger RNA from Schistocerca serialis cubense, 1365 nucleotides. Its product is annotated as muscle M-line assembly protein unc-89-like. The coding region runs from base 1 to 1365 and encodes 454 amino acids. The record is from RefSeq and is a predicted model, not a curated record. The transcript has 4 exons. NCBI's taxonomy places the organism in Eukaryota, Metazoa, Arthropoda, Insecta, Orthoptera, Acrididae.